AUUGACAUCACUGGUAAGAUAGAUAGGUAUAACACAAAAGAAAGGUGCGACAAAGGAAAAAAGCAAAAGGAAAAGGAUGAUAAGAAAAAUAUGAGUCCCUUUACAAAGGAGAUGGAUGGUCAACAAACCAAAUAUUUGAAGAAAAAAAGUAGGGAGAACUCCUAG
Trichophyton verrucosum HKI 0517 is the source of this 165-nucleotide messenger RNA. RefSeq lists its product as uncharacterized. The record is from RefSeq and is a predicted model, not a curated record. The annotation marks the transcript as partial. The transcript has a single exon. Lineage: Eukaryota; Fungi; Ascomycota; Eurotiomycetes; Onygenales; Arthrodermataceae.